Molecule: messenger RNA, 958 nt
Organism: Vombatus ursinus (common wombat)
Lineage: Eukaryota; Metazoa; Chordata; Mammalia; Diprotodontia; Vombatidae
Gene: PCBD1
Product: pterin-4 alpha-carbinolamine dehydratase 1
Exons: 4
Coding region: 136-450 (104 amino acids)
Biological process (GO): tetrahydrobiopterin biosynthetic process
Molecular function (GO): 4-alpha-hydroxytetrahydrobiopterin dehydratase activity
Source: RefSeq, a predicted model, not a curated record
GAGCCCUUUGCCACGCCCCCUCCUAUCAGAGCGGCCGGGGAGCUUUGGCCUCAAGCUGGUUGAGACUACGUCUCUAACUCCCUCCUGUCUCAGCUUCGGUCCUCAGGGAGAAUCUCCCGUGCACCCACCCUUGAUAUGGCAGGAAAAGUCCACAGACUGAGCGCUGAAGAGAGAGACCAGCUGCUGCCCAACCUGCGGGCCGUGGGCUGGAAUGAGCUGGAGGGCCGAGACGCCAUCUUCAAACAGUUCCACUUCAAAGAUUUCAACCGGGCCUUUGGGUUCAUGACAAGAGUCGCCCUGCAGGCUGAAAAACUGGACCACCACCCUGAAUGGUUCAAUGUGUACAACAAGGUCCAUAUCACCCUGAGUACCCACGAGUGUGCUGGCCUGUCGGAGAGGGACAUUAACCUGGCCAGUUUCAUUGAACAGGUGGCUGUGUCACUGGCUUAGACCUUCUCACUCUCCCUCCCUCCACCGUCCCUUCCACUUGCUGCUCUAGAAGGGUGAGGGUUUUAGGGGGACACAGGAAACCCUGGACAAUGAAUAGAUCAGACUCGAUGGUUGUAAGGGAGCAGGUGGGAAAUGGACACGGGGCAGCAUGUACACUGUGAAAUAUUCCCUUGCUCUCAGCACCAGACCCUGUCAUCUUCUCCCACUGCCUAGCCUCACCCUGUGCUGUGUGCAGAAAUUGUGCCAAGUCCAAUGUAAGGCAGCUAGAUGGUUGGGUCCAGGGGCAGCCAGGUUUUCCUCCCUUCUUGUAUCCCGUGAGUGCAACAGUGAAGUGAUGAUUUCCUCCUUCUGGUCUGUUUAACAUUUCACCAUAAGCCAUUGAAAUAUAACUAGGAGUCAACUAACAAUGUCCUGUCCACUGUAACUCAGAGAUGGGACCCUUAAGGAAAAAUCCAAUUGUAGUGGACAAACAUGACCUCAAACCUCAAAUAAAGCUACCUGUGACGUA